Molecule: messenger RNA, 1098 nt
Organism: Musa acuminata subsp. malaccensis (wild Malaysian banana)
Lineage: Eukaryota; Viridiplantae; Streptophyta; Magnoliopsida; Zingiberales; Musaceae
Product: transcription factor bHLH57-like
Biological process (GO): stomatal complex development; positive regulation of DNA-templated transcription; guard cell differentiation
Cellular component (GO): nucleus
Molecular function (GO): protein dimerization activity; DNA-binding transcription factor activity
Source: RefSeq, a predicted model, not a curated record
GAGCUCGAAGGGCAAGGAAGCAGGGGUAGCUCGCUCAAGAUUUCCCGGUCACUUUGAAAUGAGCUGUGGGAGCCUGUUCUCGCGUCAAAUGCCUUUCCUCCAACUCCUCCAAGGAGCCAUGCAAGCAGAGGAAGAAAUGGUGGGAAAGGAAGCCCAGCUUCAUUUACAACAGUAUCAGCAACGGAGCUUGUCCACCUCCUACCCACAGGAAACCAACUUCCAGCUCCACCAGAUGCGGACCCAAAGCUUGAAGCAACAGCGGACGACCGAGAUGGACUCAUCCCCCGCGGCGGAGCAACUGGAGAGUUGCAUCACUCACUUAUCUGAAUCGGAGACGAGAACCGUGGUGCACGAGCUCCCAACGAUGGCGGCCACGACGGGUCUCAUCGUGAGAUCCGCCGCGGCAACCUGCUCCGGCGAAAGGAAGAAGAGGAUGCGCCGGCGGCCGGCGUCGGCGUCGAAGAGCGCGGAAAAGGAGGAAAGUCAAAGGAUGACUCACAUAGCAGUCGAGCGCAACCGCCGGCGGGUCAUGAACUAUCACCUUGCUACCCUCCGCUCCCUGAUGCCCCAUUCCUUCGUCCAACGCGGCGACCAGGCAUCCAUCGUCGGUGGAGCCAUCGAGUUCGUAAAGGAGCUCGAGCAGCACCUCAUCUCGCUCCGGGCACAGAAGCGGCUCCAAGCAUCGGUGUCCGUUUCAUCGAGGUCCGACGACAACGACAAGUGCAGUGCGCCUGCUCUGCACGACGGUUUCUUCACCUCGUCACAGUACAUGGGUUACUCGCAGUCUCAGGAGGAGGAUGCGACAGCGGUGGACGUGGAAGCGACGUUAGUGCAAGGGCACGUGAACCUUAAGGUGGCCGCGCAGCGGCGCCGGGGGCAGCUGGUGCGAGCCAUGGCUGCCAUAGAGGAGCUCCGGCUCUCCAUCCUGCACCUCAACAUCACCACCCUCGAACCCCCUUCCAUUCUUUACUCCAUCAACCUCAAGAUGGAGGAAGAGUGCAAACUGGGGACAGCGGAUGAGGUUGCGACGGCGGUGCACCAGAUCUUUAGCUACAUCAAUACCAGUUAAUGACAUGACACUGGAAUUGUCGGGACGCA